AUGCCGAAACGACAAAUGAGCAAUCUCUCCACAGUCCCUUGCUGUGUGCUCUUACUGGCUCUAUCCUCAUGGCCCUGCCUGCCAACUUCCAUGGCGUGGGCCCCAUCGCCCACACAUUGCCACUCGACGAGGCGCCAACAGCUUUCCAGCGGUGGCAGUACUACUAGUAUACUCACACUGGCAGUGAACAAGAAUCUGGAAGACGAUUCCGGUGCUCCGGAUCACUCACCGCAGCAGCAGCAACCAGCACAAUCGUCUUCUCAUCAGCAGCAUGAUGACAACAACAACAACAGUAUGGACGAACAAGACCGCGAACGCAACAUGACACGCAACGUGAUGAAAAAGAUCCGCGUUGCCAAAGCACAAGCCGAAAUUGAUCGCAUCUUGCAGGGGCCCGAUGCCCCCGUCGAUACCGAAGCCGAAAUGGAAAAGGUAAUCAGCAUGAACCACAUUGCCAGCGAGCAACCUCUCGUCGAGGAUCAAAUGGCACAACUCGAGUCGGAACUCUACGAUGCCGUCAAACAACAAGAUUUCACCAUGGCUAGUUUCAAACAAGCGCAGCUGUCGCAGCUGCAACAACAAGAUGCCUUUGAUGACGGUGGCGCCAUUCUCCAAGUCAAUGCCGCCUUUUACAAGGCGUUUUCCAAGAAAUCCUGGAAGGACAUGGAACGCGUCUGGUUGGAUGGCGACACGAGCAUUUGCAUUCAUCCGUCCCAUCGUCCCCUCGUGGGAGCAAGACGCAUCCAAAAGUCGUGGAAACAAAUGUUUGCAUCCACGGAUGGAUCCUUUCAACGCAAUUGGAUGGAACCGCAUCAGAUUCGUGUGCUCCAAAAGGGAUCCCACAUGGCCAUUGUCACGUGCGAAGAACACGUCUUUUGUCGACGAUUUGUACGAGGCAAGAAACGACAAACCGAACUCAUCAACAAGUUGCUCGCCACAAACAUUUUUCGAAAGGUACAGGACAAGUGGUACAUGUGUUAUCAUCACGCCAGUUGGCAUCCCGACAGUGAUGCCGCCAAGCGCGCAUUGACGGGGAACACUGGCGAUGCUACGACAUCGAAAAUUGUAGGAGAUCGAUGGAAUGAUGACUACGAUCCCUCGAGUCGGCAGAGACGCCGACGACGUCAAUUAGAAGAUGAUCAAGACGAAAAUGAGGACAUUGGAAUGGAAGGGAUUCUGGGAAAUGAGUUUGGCCCCGUUUUGGGAGAUGAUGGCGAGGAAGAAAAACCCACCAAGCGAAUCAUCAUGGGUGCUUCCUUAUCCGAUAUUCUCAAUGGGGGAUUGGGAGAUUUGCUGGGAAACGACAGCAAAGGAGGUAGGAACAACGCUGCUGGAAACGACAGCAUGGUGGAAGUGGCAUACGAAUUGCUUUGCGGCGACAGCAAGGACGAUGAUGCCGAGGCCAGUGAUGACACGGCAGAAGAAGAAUUCGCAGAUCAAUGUCGCGUCUUUGCCCAAGAUCAUCUGCAAAGAGAAGAGAGCGAACUUCUAGAUCGGGGGUCAGCAAUAUGA
Seminavis robusta is the source of this 1512-nucleotide messenger RNA. Lineage: Eukaryota; Bacillariophyta; Bacillariophyceae; Naviculales; Naviculaceae. The record is from the annotation of a GenBank genome assembly.